UUCUUCCAUCUCGACCUCAGAGACACCAUGGCUGGAAAACAACAACAGCGAUACCGGGGCGUCCGCCAGAGGCAUUGGGGCUCUUGGGUCUCUGAAAUUCGCCAUCCUUUACUGAAGACUAGAAUAUGGCUAGGCACGUUCGAAACGGCUGAGGACGCGGCACGAGCAUAUGAUGAAGCAGCCAGGCUCAUGUGUGGGCCAAGAGCUCGCACCAACUUCAGUUACAAUCCCAACGACUCACAAUCAUCUUCGUCUAGGCUUCUCUCAGCGACUCUAACUGCUAAAUUGCAUAGAUGCUAUAUGGCAUCACUUCAAGCGGCCAAAGAGCCUUUAGCUACACACCUCCAACAACCUCAAUACUCUCCAAAUUUCGCCACAGACGGCAAUGCCGGAAAUAGCCGCCAAGUGGAUGUCGGGUCACCAGCGAAGAGACGGCGACAAGUGCAGGGCAAAUGGGUUGGUGGGGAAGAUGAGGAAUUCAAGGUUCUUGAAGAUGAUCAUAUUGAGCAGAUGAUCGAGGAGUUGCUUCAUUCUGGGUCUGUCGAGCUUAAUUAGUUUUGUAUAAUGGUGCACCUGCAAAUCCCAAUGGAACUAUUUCCCAUGAUCCCAUCUGUCCCAAAAACUUAUCUUACCCUUAAUUUCCAAUAAUUUUAAAUUUUUAGUUCUAGUCA
Messenger RNA from Vitis riparia (riverbank grape), 671 nucleotides. Its product is annotated as ethylene-responsive transcription factor ERF003-like. The transcript has 2 exons. Bases 28 to 555 code for a protein of 175 amino acids. The record is from RefSeq and is a predicted model, not a curated record. Gene Ontology annotation, molecular function: DNA binding; DNA-binding transcription factor activity. Lineage: Eukaryota; Viridiplantae; Streptophyta; Magnoliopsida; Vitales; Vitaceae. Gene Ontology annotation, biological process: regulation of DNA-templated transcription.